CAUCGUCUUGAGCAGUGGAGUGGAGAGAAGCCGGCUGGUAUCCAUUGGGGUUUUCGUCAUUGGGUGAGAUCGCAUCGAGUUUCGGGGAUUGCGGGGAAGGGCCGCUGUCUGCACAUUACGCGGACGUCACAUCGGGGCACUACACAGUGCUUAUUUCAUCUGCCGAUGAUUUGGCAUCUGCAUUGUGCUUGACUCCACUCGAGUUGCUUCGCCAAUACCUCGGAAACGGCAUAGACACGAAUCUGGCGUUAUCCGUGUGGCGUAUGCCAGCGGAUGCACGCCUUCUCCGCACCUAUAAACAGACAUGAAGCCCGGCGACUAUAUAACACGUUCGGCACCACCCUUGUUGUCGACAUCCACACCUUCAACACCUACACAUGGGAGACUGAAGAGUUCAACACUCUUCUGGCGCGUCACUGGCUUGAUUGCAAGCCUCGUUCUUUUUACAAUGUACACCAACAACACUACAAUGGACACAGUGGACACAGAGAUAUCACCAAGCAACCAUUCCAUUUUCAUUCCCUUUAUCUUCGAGUUCAGCCCCAAACAUGUUCCACAAGUCAUGUGUACAGUUGAAGGCGUUGACAUCCAUAUGCCCGUGGACACUGGAUCAACCGGGACUUUGAUAGGAGCUCCAAUACUACUCAACAUACCAUCGACCGCGGGCACGCCAGCACACCACUUCUUUACGAGCAGUAAGAUCCUCUAUGUUGGUCGAAUGGUUGAGCUAGCCAUGAACUUUACUGGCGAAGGUGGCUCAUACGCGACUGCAAAGGUCCCUGUACUUGUUGUUGACAAGAGCUGGAGAUGUCCUUGGUAUAAUCCCCUGGUUGACCGGUUCGAGUGUCCAGCAGGUCCACACGGUGAACAAGCCGUAGAACGGGACACGUCGCAAAUCACCUACAUGGGCAUUGGUUUCGGAAGAAACAGCCUAAAGGAUGGCAUGCCCUUUGCUACACCUCGCGUCAACCCGCUCUUAAACCUCUGCACUAUUGAUGGAGAGUCUGUUAAGCGUGGGGCGAUGCACGCUGGAUAUAUUGUAUCACGUGAGGGUGUCCAAGUUGGCUUGACGCCGACAGCCAUCCGAGAGUUUGCUUUUACCCAGCUGGAACCUGGCUUGACCUGGGUGGAGGAUAGCAGGGAUUGGGCGAUGGCAAGCAUGUGCUUCAGCGUCAAUGGCGAGGGAAGGAAUUGUGGUAGUGUGCUUGUCGACACUGGCAUAGCGCAGAUGUAUAUCAGAGCGGAGAAAGGCGUUUCAAUGCCGACCAUCGUCAUUCCCAAUCCCAACCCAAACGGUCAUGCGAAGGUGGUGAAGCGCGUGAAGCCAGGCACCAAGAUCACCAUUGGCUUUCCAUCCCUUGACCAGCCAGCCAUGUCUUACUCGUUCACCGUUGGCGAAAAAUCAGCCAUUGAGCCCAAUUAUGUCUUCCCUCAACUAUCCAAUCAUUCGCCCUAUAUCAACACGGGGAGAAACUUGUUGUUCCGCUAUUCGAUAGCCUUUGAUGCGGUAGGAGGGCGAUUCGGAUUUCGGUCGGUUGGCAACUCUGCCACGGCUUCUGUAUUAUAGCCUGCGAAUCGCGAAUGAAGUAACAGACCAAAUUUGAACCAGCAUGAUUCAGCUCUUCUUUCC
Molecule: messenger RNA, 1630 nt
Organism: Bipolaris sorokiniana ND90Pr
Lineage: Eukaryota; Fungi; Ascomycota; Dothideomycetes; Pleosporales; Pleosporaceae
Exons: 2
Coding region: 305-1567 (420 amino acids)
Source: RefSeq, a predicted model, not a curated record